CUGUGGAAUAGAACAUUCUGCAAGUUACUACACUUACUUGCCCCUGUGCAGUAACAAAACAGGCUGCAGCUGGCUGGCUGGGGAGAAUACAUAGGACAGUAUGGAGGGGAAAAUGUUGGCUGCGUAUUUUGAUGCUCCAGGAGGGCCAGAAAAUCUGUACAUUAAAGACGUUACCAGACCGAUCCCAAAGGAAGGAGAGGUUCUUGUACAGGUCCACGCCAGCGCCCUGAACCGGGCGGAUUUACUACAGAGAAGGGGUAUGUAUGCCCUACCUCCUGGCGCCUGUCAGAUUUUAGGCCUGGAAGCAGCCGGCAAAGUGGUGGCACUUGGCCCUGGCACUGAUGAACGCUGGAAGAUUGGAGAUCGAGUGAUGGCUCUCCUCUCUGGAGGGGGCAACGCACAAUAUGUGGCAGUGCCAUCUUACCAGCUCAUGCCAAUUCCCUCUGGCAUGAGUGACACUGACGCUGCUGCCAUCCCUGAGGCUUGGCUCACCGCCUUCCAGCUGUUGCACUUUGUAGGAAAAGUACAAAAGGGAGAAACAGUACUGAUACACGCUGGAGCAAGCGGAGUGGGCACUGCCGCCAUCCAGCUGUGCCGCUUGGCAGGAGCCAUUCCUAUGGUAACAGCCGGUUCUGCAGACAAACUACAGCUCGCCAAGAAGCUUGGAGCUGCGGCUGGCUUCAAUUACAAAGAGGAAGAUUUCGGCAAGAGGUGCUUGGAGGCCUCCAACAAUGUAGGAGCGGAUAUUAUAUUAGACUGUGUGGGGGCCACGCACUGGCAGAAGAAUCUAGAGUGCCUUAAUACUGAUGGCCGCUGGGUGGUCUAUGGGCUCAUGGGUUCUGGUCAGAUUAACGGGGACCUGCUGUCGAAGUUACUGUGGAAAAGAGGGAGCAUCCUGGGCAGUCUCUUAAGAUCACGUCCAAGUAAGUACAAGGCGGAGCUGGUGAAGGCUUUCACGGAGCAGGCUCUGCCUUACUUUGCCCCCGGGGGUCCCACCCAUCUGCAGCCGAUAGUGGACAGCGAGUACCCUCUGAACCAGAUCGCUGAAGCGCACCAGCGCAUGGAGGACAAUAAGAACACGGGAAAAAUCGUCCUUCAAAUCCCGCAGUGAUAAUGGAAGAUGGAGACGGACAUUAUUAUAAUGGAAUAAUUACUAAAUGGAGAAAUGUCACUGACACCAGUGUGUGGAUCUAGAGCAGGGAUGGGGAACCUUUGGCCCUCCAGCUGUUGUUGAACUACACAUCCCAGCAUGCCCUGCAACAGUUUUAGCAUGGCCAAAUAGCAAAACUGUAGCAAGGCAUGCUGGUAUGUGUAGUUCAGCAACAGCUUGAGGGCCGAAGGUUCCCCAUCCCUGGUCUAGAGCCAAACUCCCUGCGUAUGCUCUAUACUGGAUUCAUGACACCAGACUCCAGAUAAUAGGACACUAACAAAGGAUGACUGUGCCUUGGAACGUUUGCCAUUACCCAUUUACCAUAGAUCACUGUCCUUGCCAGUUCAUUCACACAUUACUAUUUCAUUCUUCCAUGCAACGAAUAAUUGGCUAAUAUACAAUCUGUUUAUAUUAAUUACCAUACACAUCCAACCAAAGAUCUGCAAUACCUGAUACCUGAUAUGGGGAGAUGUAUCACUCCUUCCAAAGAGAAACCGCAGAGGUGUUGACCAUGUCGACCAAUCAGAUUCUAGCUAUCACUUUAUUAAAUGUACAAGAGAAAUGUCUGCUAAAAUCUGACUGGUUGCUAUAGGCAACACCUCACUUUUCCUCUAGAAGUUUUGAUAAAUCACCGCCGUAGUGUGAUAACGGGUAGAGCACCCACAUGGGCUGUCAAUCACAACACAGCCAAGAAACAAACGGUUAAGUGUUCUCAUACUGCAGUCGCUCAGGAGCGACCUGAUGGUGGACCCACAGCCAAACGGGCAUUACAGGCUUCUAUGUCUUACACAAACAUUGCGCUGUUUGGGUAUUGAUAGGACAUGUGACGAAGAUACUGCCAUAAAUGUAAUUUCUACUAUAAUGUUGAUUCUAUUCUACCUUUGAUGAUGUUUCUGACACAAGUUUAUUGUAGACGAGAAUAUCACUUCUAUGAAUGUAAUCUGUCCUACUUAAUUCAUUUAAAUAGAGGAGACGGGGGAUAAUUAUUCUUACAAUAACAUUUCCAGUUUAAUAUUUAAGUAGUGAUUCUGUUGACACGUUUGAAAUGCUAACAGUAACAAUGUCGACGUAGACAGUGCCGACAUGAACUUAAUGUCAUCCUGUUCAUUACGUCCACAGUCACAAUGCCGGCAGUACAUAUCACGGUUAGGGUAAGGAUUCUCUAAGGGCUCCCACACUGUAAAAAUGCGGUAUCGACGUGCCGACUGUCCAUGUUCAACAUUGUGUGUGUCAACAUGGCAUGUGUUGCCAUAAGGUGCACAUCAGUAUUCUGAAUGUCAAGAUUACGUAUCACACACUAAUAUUUUUCUUUCUGUGUUAUUGUACAAGUCCGGUGUGUUUUUAUAAAGAGUGGCCCUGUGUCACUUUGCUACUUGAUCCAUUUGCAGACGGAUUUUGGUAUAGACGAUCUACAGGAAUUAGAUAGACGGUCAUUUGGUCGACAUGCAUUAGGUCCACAGGGUCAAAAGGUCAACAUGGAAAUAGUCGACACAGGGUUUUUUGUGUGUAAUUUUCUAUGUUUCAUGAUAUGUGACCCCAAUUAUAGCAAACGUAGACCCACGGGCUCUCUUUGCUCGCCAUGCUUUGGGUUACUAUUCUUAACCCACGGGCUCUCUUUGCUUGCCAUGCUUUGGGUUACUAUUCCUAAUCGUAGUCCAUGUGGAUGGUAAAUCAAAAGCUGUAUGUGACAUCAUUUAGCUAUUACCCAUGGCUGCUCACUCCUGAUGCAUGUAGGCGUACAGACCCACACCGCUAAGGGACACUUAUGUUAAUAACGAAAUGCAUGUAGGCGUACAGACCCACACCGCUAAGGGACACUUAUGUUAAUAUCGAAAUGCAUGUAGGCGUACAGACCCACCGCUAAGGGACACUUAUGUUAAUGAAGAAAAUGUAUCACCAGAUUUUCCCAAGACUUUUUUUUGCAUACAGACAUUAUGGGGCCGAUGCAGCAUUGUUGCUAGUGAUUGGUUACUAUUUGUGGGAACGCUUUCCGCCCCCGUCCUCCCUCUAUGCCGAUAUUAUACAGAUUUAUGUUCAUGAUUUUUAUGCCAACUCGUUAUUCAUCUAUAAAUAUUUGUGAUGUUCUAUGAAUUAAACAUUCCUACUUUAUAGUUA
This is a messenger RNA of Pseudophryne corroboree (corroboree frog), 3265 nucleotides long. It is a transcript of the gene TP53I3, whose product is annotated as tumor protein p53 inducible protein 3. NCBI's taxonomy places the organism in Eukaryota, Metazoa, Chordata, Amphibia, Anura, Myobatrachidae. Gene Ontology annotation, molecular function: NADPH binding; quinone reductase (NADPH) activity; quinone binding. The coding region runs from base 101 to 1111 and encodes 336 amino acids. The transcript has 6 exons. The record is from RefSeq and is a predicted model, not a curated record.